UAUUUUAAGGAAGUAACACUGAUGACGCAGGCUUGGGGAGUCCGCGAUGUUGUACAUAAUGUUCACGGACUUUACGAACACUCAAACAGAAAUGGUGUCAACAACUACAAGAAGAAGAGCUUUGCGCGUAUAUUUGUAACGACUACAUAACAAAGAGGUGGCUGUAACAAAGGGUUGGUCAAGCUGUUAAUUCUUGCUGAUCAGGCAGCCUUCAACUUUUCAUUGCAACAUUUAGUUUACAGCAAUUAGUGACACUUUCAUUUCUUCCCCAGUAUUCUAUUCUUAGGUUUGAUCUGAACCGAACCCACCCAGUCUCGGAAUGGACGCAAUCCUUGAACGGAAUAAAUUAUGAAAUCUCUGGUUGUUUUUAUCUCCAUGUUGCUGCUGUUGUGUUUUCAAUGUAUUUAUGGCUUGGGCUCCGGAGAGUCUGGUACCGGGGUAGUUCCGUCUCCAGACCGAUCCCCUGACGGUGCUGACCUGCGCUCCUCCGUGGGUACUAUGGUGGGCACACACUUCGCGAUGUUCCAUCAGGGAAACACAGACAAGUGUGCCAUAGUGAUGAACCUGAGUGCUGUUGAUCGCUGUGCGUUUGUGAAGACCACCCAAGACUGCAGUAUGGAAGACAGCUUCAUCAACUACCUCAAGAUGACCUUCUGUCUACUACCACCCGACCUCACACCCCUCACCAUCACACUCUGUAUUAUUUGGUUGUUGUUCUUGUUCAUAGUUCUGGGACUGACUGCAUCGAAGUUCUUCUGUCCCAACCUCUCAGCCAUCUCUUCCACCCUUCGACUCACACACAACGUGGCUGGUGUUACGUUCCUGGCACUAGGUAACGGAGCCCCAGAUGUCUUCAGUGCCACAGUGGCCUUCUCCCGUCCACACACUGCUGGCCUGGCUAUAGGAGCACUGUUUGGAGCGGGUAUCUUCGUAACCACUGUGGUUGCCGGGGCUGUGUCAUUGGUCAAACCCUUCACUGUGGCGUCCCGCCCCUUCCUGCGUGAUGUCAUCUUCUACAUGGCUGCUGUCUUCUGGACCGUCGUCAUCCUCUACAGAGGAACUAUAUCACUGGGAGAGACACUGGGGUACCUGGGGCUGUAUGUGGUGUAUGUGAUAACAGUCAUCACGAGUGCCUACAUCUACAGUCAUCAGAAACACUCAGCGACCAGAAGUUCCAUCCAGAGCUCAACACAUGUACCAGAGUUCCAGUCGUCUGAGUCCGAUGAUGAGGCAAUUCUUAUAUCUAAUAGCAGCAUCCAGGAGGACUACGACAGUGAGUACUGUCCCCUGCUGCCCUACUGUGAAUCAACCAGUUCGAUCCUGUUGAGUUCUCUCAACCCGGUGGACAGCAGGAUCUGGAGGAGGAAGUCCUGGCGCUGGAGGGCCAUCAAAAUACUAAAGAUGCCACUGGAGGUGCUGCUGCUGCUGACUGUUCCAGUGGUGGAUCCUGAUAAAGAAGACAGGAACUGGAGAAGACCAUUAAACUGCCUCCACCUCAUCACCGCACCACUGGUGUGUGUGCUCACCUUCCGUUCUGGAGAGUACGGGAUGUAUCGGAUCGAGGAUCAGUUUCCUGUCUGGGCGUUGACGUUGCUCUUUGGCCUCUUCCUCUCCGCCAUAGUCUUCCUCACCACCACCAACAACCACCCCCCGCCAUACCACUCACUGUUCUCUCUGCUGGGCUUUGUGGUGAGUGCGAUAUGGAUCAGUGCUGCGGCCUUGGAGGUGGUCAGUAUCCUGCACAUGCUCGGUGUGGUCUUUAGUCUGUCCAACAAUUUACUGGGUCUCACACUGCUGGCCUGGGGAAACAGCAUAGGGGAUAGUUUUUCUGACGUCACCAUCGCUCGCCAGGGCUACCCUCAGAUGGCAAUAUCAGCCUGCUUUGGGGGAAUCAUCUUUAACAUGCUGAUUGGAGUGGGCAUUGGCUGUCUGAUGCAGAUGUUUAACAACGAGCCAGUGGUGACGUUUCCACAUGAUUGGACUGGUAUUACCCUAUUCCCCCCCACCCCCCAGUUUGAACCAGCAGGUUUGUUGACCUGGGUUCUAGCAGGUUCUCUGGGUCUCUCGCUGGUCCUCUCCUUCAUCCUAGUUCCUCUGCGCUGUUUCCACAUGGGCCGGUCCCAUGGAAUCUUCCUCCUGCUCUUCUACACGGUCUUCCUCCUGGUUGCGCUGCUCACUGAAUUUGGCUUUAUCCACACCUGAAGCCAGUAAGGGAUGGUUUGGACCAGUCUGGUGGAGCCACCUGCGAUUACUGACAAGAUGGUCCGAGACCUGAAUGACUUAAAGCCAGUAACACAGGGCCUUAAUUGAGUUGGAGAAAAUCACCCUGUGGCUUUACUUUAGUCUGUUUGCACUGACUGUAUUUUUAUAUUUAGAUCACUAUUAGCUGUUACUUGAGAACAGCUACUCUUCCUGGGGUCCACACAAAACAAUUAUACACACAUACAGAAAUGACUGUAGGGACAAUUGUUUUUACAGGCAACAUACCGUGAAUCUUAUGUGAAAGCAGUAUAACACUGUUUUAAAAGUUACCCAUAUACCAACAAGGAGAAGAAAUACAAGAAAAAAGCUGCAGUAGCACUAGGGAAUUCUCUCAUUUAAAUCAAUGUGAAUGCAGUGUCUCCUAUCUUAGCGAGACACACUGCUGUAUGUAAUGGUUGAUGUGAGUAAAUUGUCAAAUGUGCUCUAUGCAUUUAUGGCUUAGAAAUACCUAUAUAGUUCCAACUUCUGAAACAUGAAACAGCAGGGCGCAGCUGUUAAAAUGAUUUGAAGAUGGCCCUAAACAAGCUACUUUACAUAGUAGCUUCAAACAAUGUUUAAGAAAUAGUUUUCUUUACUAUGACCGAUGUAUGAUAGAUAUAGAGGUAGUACAUUACUGCCCCUGAUAGAUAUUUGCACCUUUGGUAAAGGAUACUCUUAUGAGAACUUUGUCUGGGCUGUGUGUAUAUGUGUUAAAGGAACUGAGAUCCAGGUAUAUCACAAAUCCCUAAUGAACUCAGUAAAAAAAAAAAAAAUCUUAAUUGAAAAGAUCGUAUGCAGGGUUCAGUCUGGUUUUA
This is a messenger RNA of Salvelinus namaycush (lake trout), 3056 nucleotides long. Its product is annotated as mitochondrial sodium/calcium exchanger protein-like. Gene Ontology annotation, cellular component: membrane. Gene Ontology annotation, molecular function: calcium:sodium antiporter activity. The record is from RefSeq and is a predicted model, not a curated record. Gene Ontology annotation, biological process: intracellular calcium ion homeostasis; calcium export from the mitochondrion. NCBI's taxonomy places the organism in Eukaryota, Metazoa, Chordata, Actinopteri, Salmoniformes, Salmonidae. The coding region runs from base 349 to 2202 and encodes 617 amino acids. The transcript has 15 exons.